Morchella importuna is the source of this 336-nucleotide messenger RNA. RefSeq lists its product as uncharacterized. NCBI's taxonomy places the organism in Eukaryota, Fungi, Ascomycota, Pezizomycetes, Pezizales, Morchellaceae. The record is from RefSeq and is a predicted model, not a curated record. The coding region runs from base 1 to 336 and encodes 111 amino acids. The transcript is spliced from 3 exons.
AUGUCAGCAUCACUCCUCCUCCUCCGAAGCUCAAUCGCCGCACGCAGCAGCGCAGCUCUCCUCCCACGCACAACCUCCGUGGCUGCACUCCGCGCCAUGAGCGACCACAGCACAUCCACCCGUCACGGUAACGAUCCAGAGGUCCUCCAAAAGGGAAAAGACUCGGUGCUCCGCAAGCACUCCAAGAACUCCACCGAGGAACCUCGCUGGCACGAGGAGCUAGCGUCGGAUGCUGAGGCUUUUGUCAAGGCCCAGCGCGACGAGAUCAACGGUGUCCACGAAGAAAUCUCCGAGCUGCAGAAGCGCACCACGCCGAAGCCCAAGCGCGACUCGUAG